AUGGGGUUGAUGAACUUCAUUGAGUGGCAUUUCGGCUGCUGUCGCUAUGGGGUCGUGAUCCUCGGCGCAGCCGGGCAGCAGGGCCUCUGCUUGUUGGUGCGACCCAUCAGCAAUUUGCUGGUGUUCGUGGACAUUCAGCGCAACGGUGCAAACGCCAGUUGCACUUUCCGGCUACUCGCUCUUGACGUGCUCGGCAUUUGCCUACUUCCAAGUUCGAAUUUUCACUUCACGGCUUUCUGCACUUGCACGAGGUUCGGCAGCGGUGCUCCCAGAUGGCAUCUGAUGCACAACUACCGUGGCCACUUGGAGCUCCAUGCCCCGUUGAACCAUAACAUGUACCAUGUUAGAGAAAGAGUUUAUUUCAAUGUAAUCCGCGACUGCUCGUGGGCCUUCACUUUACCAGAUAUGAGCACUUUCGCUAUCGCUGUCAAUGGCUAUCGCUUGGUCGCCAACCAACAGUUCGAGACCACUGUUGAUAGUGUGCUUAUCAACUACCGCACUCUUCGAUGCACCUCUGACGACGAGACUAUGACGUUUGCAGGAAGUGCCGCCUGGAACUCGGACUGCUCAUCCUCGCUAGUCACGUCCAAGAACAACGAGGAAACCAGGAUCCGGAGUUUGUUGAACACUGAGCUCGUAUGCAGCGACAAGGCCCUGGCAGGAGUUCGAGCGAUGAUCUUAGUCUUAGUAUUCGACAGCGACGUGAAGAAAGACUGCUGCCUCAUCGAUGCUCUCCGGGCACACGGCUACAAGGUCCCGUACGCAACCUGUGGCCCCUUCUGGGCCGUGGCGGUCAUGGUCCAUCAAGACCAGGAAACGGGCAAGUUUUUGCUCGACCCGAUGAACAUCGCAAGCGCAACAGGGGAUGCAACAAGUGUCCGCGAUGUGCUAGGCUCCGGCUGGGAGACGCCUGACUGCAUGCCAUGGAUGAGUGAUAUGCUGCACAGAGACCUUGUUCGCUACGGCGGCGAGAUCCCGGACCUUCGUCCAGGCCGCACUCUUCCACCUGUUCUUUCCGAGCAGCAGAAGGAAAGAGCUCUGCUUGCCGCAGAACGAGUGCGUUGCAAAGAAGUCGCGGAGCAGGCCUGCCAGGCGAAGACAAAGUGUCCUACCGUGUUCGAGCCCCUUUUCUUUUUCGGUUCUGGCAUUGAAUAUGCUAUGGGGAAGGACCAACACGUGGUCAUGCGACUUCAAUCAAGUCACAUCCCAGCGCUCCCCUUCCUUUCCACGGCCUCGGAGCCAGAGGGCUGGUGGACACCGAUUGUGAUGCAUCCGCACCAUCCAGCCAUCACCAAGCUGGGGUUUUCGCAAGGCACGGAUGCGGUGCUACUUUUCAGGCCGGCAAGCGAUGCCGUUGGCGGCUCUCUGCCGCCUGAAAUCAUGACCAUGCUGCCAGGGUACUUCUUCUCCAACACGUCUUUUUCCAGCAAGCUUUUCGUUUCAUUUGCUGAUAUCCGCGUCAGACAGCUAGCAAUGUUCCUGAUGUUUCCACCACGCUUGGCCUUGGACUGGGUUGCGCAGUCCUUGCACGACCCUGGGUAUCCAAGGUGGUAUGGCUUCCACUCAGAGACACCGCUGAUGGGCGACGCCGUUUUCGAGCUGUGGUUACCGUGUCGAGCAUCAGGCCUGUAUGUAGGCGUUCGAGACUGGCACAAUGGACAUCGCACAUGGCUCCGAGUUGACAACUUGUACCGUGAGGAGUCUACGAUUUCUGUGGGAAUGAAUAACCAAACUUCGCAGCCUCGCCACAGCCACAACAACAUGCUUCUCCUACAGCCGCAGCGCACCCAUCGCUUCUGUGUCCGCUGGAACCAAAGGGCCUUUGAGGUGGGCGUGGAUGGCAAGUUGAUCAUUGCUGCCAACUUGCGAAAUGGUGCCCAAGAUAUAGCGUCGCCUCUUGCGCAAGUUUUUGUUUGGGUUCAUGUGCGGCCCGGUGGCUCUGAGGAAAGGACACGCGUCCGGCCUCUUCCAUCGCCUAUUCAAAGGAAUGCACGUGUGACUUGUGCGCUUUGCCAACGCGAAGAGAGUGUUCUGCUGCCUUGCUGGGCAGCUUGUCCACUUUGUUCGACGUGGAUCUGCAAGGAGCACACUGGGCAUGAACCGCAGCGUCGCUGCCGCAAAUGCAUGAUGCAGCUGCAGGAUUACGUUGGUGGCGGUCCUGGCAGUGACAGCGCUUGUCUGGCCUCCACUAUUUCUGAGUACGUAAUAUUUAUGCGCAUUCAGCACCUGCGAGAUUUGAUCUUAAGGAACAUCCAGGAGAUGGUCACAGAUCGGGCGCUGUGGUUCUCUGUGCCCGAUCCUUUUGAUUUAAGCAUUGACGCUCGCACAUGGAUGCACUAUGUGGAUGCCGUCGAGUUUCAGGCUAGACAAGUGACGUCGCAAGUCGAUAUCUCCAUCAUGCAGCCGAAGCCGCGACAACACGCACUGCACACCUUAUCUGAUGCCGACCGAGCAGUGAAACGGCUUGGUGCUUGGGCACGUUUGCUUAUGUUGCUCAUUCCGUAUCGAGAAGUUGUAUGUUUGCAGCAGAUCUGGUCACCUACGGAUUCGUUUAUUUCAAAGAGAGCGUGGGAGUGGCAUCUGUACGAAAUCAGACAAUCCGUUCUCCUGCUGGAGACGGAGACGCCGCAAACAGUUUCAGAGUUCUCCGGCACCUCACCAAGACGUUUUGAUUUUCUGGCCGGGACAUGCAUGCCUACCCACGAGCAAUGGCUGUUCCUUAGCGAACGCCGAGCUGCUGCCUUGCUGCGACGACAGUUACACAUCGGCAUGGAGUCCCCCCAUGAUUUUUUUUGCUUGUGGGAUCGAAGCCUGAGCCCAUACUGCUGCCCAAGCUAUACGGCUGGGGCGACGUCCAUGAUCCGCUUGCCUCCUUUUGCGUGGGCAGACGUGAAGCCUCCUGUUCUUCCAAGUGCCGCAGACGAGGUCUUGAGUCGCCUCGAGUGCGUAGAUGUGGAGUGUACUCUUCUUGCCCAACUGCAUGGUCACCCGAGAGACAGACACGUGUCUUUCGUUCAGGAAACACACAGCUAUUAUGUGAGAGGAAACAAAAUGCCUUUGUCCGUCACUGGCUUGGUACAUUCCUUUGCUGACGAGUUUCGACCAGACGAAGCUAUUCAGAAGAUGGUUAAUAGUGGUCGAUGGCCUCGGCCUGAAUACUCUCACCAGGUGGCCGACACCAUUGUGCCGUUCUCCGCAGACGAGAUCAAGGUGGCAUGGUCGCGUAACGCGAAGGAGGCAGCGGCUAGGGGAACGUGGAUGCAUUUGCAGAUUGAAGUUUUGCUCAAUGCCGGAUACGUUCAAGAAGAAUGCUGCGUCGAGCUUCAGUUAUUCAAGCAAUUUCUUCGGGAAUAUCCGCUGCCGCUGCUCGCGUUUCGAACGGAAUGGUGCAUUUAUGGUGAGAAUGAGCGGCUGGCAGGCUGCAUCGACUUCGUGGCCAGGUGCUCUAAAGACGAAGUCAUUCUAUUUGAUUGGAAGAGAACCAAAGGCCUGUGCAACAAAUACACCAAUCGAUGGGCAAACAUGGCAGCGCCUGUAAGUCAUCUGGAGGACUGUGCAGGCAAUCACUACCGACUACAGCUGAAUCUCUACAAGUACAUCAUCGAGAAGUACUACAACCUCAAAGUGCGUGCCAUGCAUGUUGUUUGCUGCCACCCAGAUCAAGAAGCAGAAGGCCCCUUUGUGGAUAACGUCCCGGUCAUGGACAAAGAAAUUCACGAAAUCUUGAAGGUGCACGUAUCUCGUGUUGAUUUUGUAGGAGGCAAGCAAGCUUUGCGCAGUGCUGCGGAUAUCAUUGAUGCCUGGCAUCGUCUGCAGCACGGCAUCCAAGUGGAGGAGGCUGUUGAAGUUGCUUUGGUUGAACCAGUUCCUGUAAGAACUGCGGUCAUGGUCAAUGACACCUACGAUUCAGACGAAGAGUCGGGUUUUUGGGGGCCGGCAUUCACAGCCGACGACGAUGCACUUUCUAUCAGCAGUGAGUCUGCAGGAGAAUGGGUUUGCGAUGCCACUGGGUGCUUCAGAUGGGUCAGAGGUUCGCCGCAGCUGUUGGACCAUGGCGAAGAUCAAGAAAGCGUGUUUUUCGUGAGCUCGAUCCCGGAAAAUGCAGCCACGGUGAAUUGCGCCUACGAUUCAGACGAUGAGGAUGUGGACGAGCUCGGAGGGUCCUUGCCCUCUGAGGUCAUGGUCCAUCAAGACCAGGAAACGGGCAAGUUUUUGCUCGACCCGAUGAACAUCGCAAGCGCAACAGGGGAUGCAACAAGUGUCCGCGAUGUGCUAGGCUCCGGCUGGGAGACGCCUGACUGCAUGCCAUGGAUGAGUGAUAUGCUGCACAGAGACCUUGUUCGCUACGGCGGCGAGAUCCCGGACCUUCGUCCAGGCCGCACUCUUCCACCUGUUCUUUCCGAGCAGCAGAAGGAAAGAGCUCUGCUUGCCGCAGAACGAGUGCGUUGCAAAGAAGUCGCGGAGCAGGCCUGCCAGGCGAAGACAAAGUGUCCUACCGUGUUCGAGCCCCUUUUCUUUUUCGGUUCUGGCAUUGAAUAUGCUAUGGGGAAGGACCAACACGUGGUCAUGCGACUUCAAUCAAGUCACAUCCCAGCGCUCCCCUUCCUUUCCACGGCCUCGGAGCCAGAGGGCUGGUGGACACCGAUUGUGAUGCAUCCGCACCAUCCAGCCAUCACCAAGCUGGGGUUUUCGCAAGGCACGGAUGCGGUGCUACUUUUCAGGUAUCGCUCCAACACAGACCGUGCUGUGGAUGGUACUCCUGCAAGUCUUUUUCCAGCAAGCUUUUCGUUUCAUUUGCUGAUAUCCGCGUUGCGCGUCCGUGUCUUAGAAACGGUCAGACAGCUAGCAAUGUUCCUGAUGUUUCCACCACGCUUGGCCUUGGACUGGGUUGCGCAGUCCUUGCACGACCCUGGGUAUCCAAGGUGGUAUGGCUUCCACUCAGAGACACCGCUGAUGGGCGACGCCGUUUUCGAGCUGUGGUUACCGUGUCGAGCAUCAGGCCUGUAUGUAGGCGUUCGAGACUGGCACAAUGGACAUCGCACAUGGCUCCGAGUUGACAACUUGUACCGUGAGGAGUCUACGAUUUCUGUGGGAAUGAAUAACCAAACUUCGCAGCCUCGCCACAGCCACAACAACAUGCUUCUCCUACAGCCGCAGCGCACCCAUCGCUUCUGUGUCCGCUGGAACCAAAGGGCCUUUGAGGUGGGCGUGGAUGGCAAGUUGAUCAUUGCUGCCAACUUGCGAAAUGGUGCCCAAGAUAUAGCGUCGCCUCUUGCGCAAGUUUUUGUUUGGGUUCAUGUGCGGCCCGGUGGCUCUGAGGAAAGGACACGCGUCCGGCCUCUUCCAUCGCCUAUUCAAAGGAAUGCACGUGUGACUUGUGCGCUUUGCCAACGCGAAGAGAGUGUUCUGCUGCCUUGCUGGGCAGCUUGUCCACUUUGUUCGACGUGGAUCUGCAAGGAGCACACUGGGCAUGAACCGCAGCGUCGCUGCCGCAAAUGCAUGAUGCAGCUGCAGGAUUACGUUGGUGGCGGUCCUGGCAGUGACAGCGCUUGUCUGGCCUCCACUAUUUCUGAGUACGUAAUAUUUAUGCGCAUUCAGCACCUGCGAGAUUUGAUCUUAAGGAACAUCCAGGAGAUGGUCACAGAUCGGGCGCUGUGGUUCUCUGUGCCCGAUCCUUUUGAUUUAAGCAUUGACGCUCGCACAUGGAUGCACUAUGUGGAUGCCGUCGAGUUUCAGGCUAGACAAGUGACGUCGCAAGUCGAUAUCUCCAUCAUGCAGCCGAAGCCGCGACAACACGCACUGCACACCUUAUCUGAUGCCGACCGAGCAGUGAAACGGCUUGGUGCUUGGGCACGUUUGCUUAUGUUGCUCAUUCCGUAUCGAGAAGUUGUAUGUUUGCAGCAGAUCUGGUCACCUACGGAUUCGUUUAUUUCAAAGAGAGCGUGGGAGUGGCAUCUGUACGAAAUCAGACAAUCCGUUCUCCUGCUGGAGACGGAGACGCCGCAAACAGUUUCAGAGUUCUCCGGCACCUCACCAAGACGUUUUGAUUUUCUGGCCGGGACAUGCAUGCCUACCCACGAGCAAUGGCUGUUCCUUAGCGAACGCCGAGCUGCUGCCUUGCUGCGACGACAGUUACACAUCGGCAUGGAGUCCCCCCAUGAUUUUUUUUGCUUGUGGGAUCGAAGCCUGAGCCCAUACUGCUGCCCAAGCUAUACGGCUGGGGCGACGUCCAUGAUCCGCUUGCCUCCUUUUGCGUGGGCAGACGUGAAGCCUCCUGUUCUUCCAAGUGCCGCAGACGAGGUCUUGAGUCGCCUCGAGUGCGUAGAUGUGGAGUGUACUCUUCUUGCCCAACUGCAUGGUCACCCGAGAGACAGACACGUGUCUUUCGUUCAGGAAACACACAGCUAUUAUGUGAGAGGAAACAAAAUGCCUUUGUCCGUCACUGGCUUGGUACAUUCCUUUGCUGACGAGUUUCGACCAGACGAAGCUAUUCAGAAGAUGGUUAAUAGUGGUCGAUGGCCUCGGCCUGAAUACUCUCACCAGGUGGCCGACACCAUUGUGCCGUUCUCCGCAGACGAGAUCAAGGUGGCAUGGUCGCGUAACGCGAAGGAGGCAGCGGCUAGGGGAACGUGGAUGCAUUUGCAGAUUGAAGUUUUGCUCAAUGCCGGAUACGUUCAAGAAGAAUGCUGCGUCGAGCUUCAGUUAUUCAAGCAAUUUCUUCGGGAAUAUCCGCUGCCGCUGCUCGCGUUUCGAACGGAAUGGUGCAUUUAUGGUGAGAAUGAGCGGCUGGCAGGCUGCAUCGACUUCGUGGCCAGGUGCUCUAAAGACGAAGUCAUUCUAUUUGAUUGGAAGAGAACCAAAGGCCUGUGCAACAAAUACACCAAUCGAUGGGCAAACAUGGCAGCGCCUGUAAGUCAUCUGGAGGACUGUGCAGGCAAUCACUACCGACUACAGCUGAAUCUCUACAAGUACAUCAUCGAGAAGUACUACAACCUCAAAGUGCGUGCCAUGCAUGUUGUUUGCUGCCACCCAGAUCAAGAAGCAGAAGGCCCCUUUGUGGAUAACGUCCCGGUCAUGGACAAAGAAAUUCACGAAAUCUUGAAGGUGCACGUAUCUCGUGUUGAUUUUGUAGGAGGCAAGCAAGCUUUGCGCAGUGCUGCGGAUAUCAUUGAUGCCUGGCAUCGUCUGCAGCACGGCAUCCAAGUGGAGGAGGCUGUUGAAGUUGCUUUGGUUGAACCAGUUCCUGUAAGAACUGCGGUCAUGGUCAAUGACACCUACGAUUCAGACGAAGAGUCGGGUUUUUGGGGGCCGGCAUUCACAGCCGACGACGAUGCACUUUCUAUCAGCAGUGAGUCUGCAGGAGAAUGGGUUUGCGAUGCCACUGGGUGCUUCAGAUGGGUCAGAGGUUCGCCGCAGCUGUUGGACCAUGGCGAAGAUCAAGAAAGCGUGUUUUUCGUGAGCUCGAUCCCGGAAAAUGCAGCCACGGUGAAUUGCGCCUACGAUUCAGACGAUGAGGUGGGGUUUUUGGAGCCGGCAUUCACAGCCGACAACGAUGCACUUUUUGCCAGUAGUGAAUCUGCAGGAGAAUGGGUUUGUGACGCCAGUGGAUGCUUUAGAUGGGUCAGAAGUCCGCCUCAGCUGUCCUACCAGGAUGUGGACGAGCUCGGAGGGUCCUUGCCCUCUGAGGCCCUGGAGCUUCUUCCAGGCUAUUUUUUCUCCUACAAUUUCCUAAAACACCUAUCCUGGACAUGCAGAGGCAUGCUUCGCUCGGCGCGCAGUCGCGAGCAUUGGCGAGGCCGCAGCUUGUCGCUGCGCGGCCUCGAAUUUCUGGAAGCAUCGGUGUUGCGGGACCUCCAUUUCGCAUUAGAAGAGGCCAGAGUUGUGACUGUGAAUGAUCUGCAAUUGGCUAUGUUCCAUUCGUUCCCGCCGCGAAUUGCGCUGGAGUGGGAUGUAGAGGUCACUUGCUCUCAGCAGCCCGACCGGGUUGUGACCGGAUUCAAGUCUCGUGGUCCGCUGAUGGGAGCGGCGAUUUUCGAUCUCCGACUUCCCGCUUGUGCCAUCGGCCUCUACAUCGGCGUGCGUCAAUGGCAGCACAGCGAACAGCGGGCAUACUAUUGCGUUGUCAACCCUUGGCGUUCGAAUCCAGCGGUGUUCAUCGGCCUCAAUGACGAAUCCCCGCAAGUGCAUCCGCGCAGAAACACGUGCUUGCUGCAACCAGAACGAGUUCAUCGAUUUGGGGUCAGCUGGAGCCGGCGGCAUUUCGAGUUUUCGAUCGAUGGCGUUGGCGUUUCUCGAGCCAGACUACAUGAAGAAUUUCCAGAUGGACCGUCUUCAUUGGCGCAGCUGUCCGUCUUGAUGCACGUGCAGCCAGGCAGCCUUUGGGACGCUAUGUAUCUUCGUCCGAUUGCAUCGCCGAUCGACUGGAACGCACAGAUCAAUUGUGCCAUUUGCGCAAGAGACUGGGCCCUGCAUCCUGGCAACUGGUGCGUUUGUCCGUUGUGUUCCACGUGGAUUUGCAAUGUUCACAAGCUGCGAUCUCCCGCCCGUCGCUGUCCUGUGUGUCCAAACCAGCUCAUGGACUAUUUGGGCGGUGCAUCUCAGGAGCCAGAUGCAGACGCUUCACAAGCAUCCUUCGAAGAUGUCCAAAAGGAACUAGCUGUGACCAUACCAACCUUCUUCCUUCCUGAGGAUGCUGUCGUUUCAGCCAAAAGAAGACGCUUGAUGCCUGGAGCGUCCACCUCUGGUCAAGAGUUCGAUGAUCUAUUUGGUCUGGCGUCGAAGGCGUGCUCGUCCUCCUUGAGUUCAUGUCCUAUUGUAGACGAGCACCAACCAGUGGCAUCCGUCCAACAAGACCUCUACAAGAAGUUCAUGUCCGCUGUUGACCUGGCAGGUCGGAAGCCCUACGCCUUCGUGCCCAAAAUGUUGAGGGUCACAGGUUUCAAACGUUUUGAGACCAAUAAAAUCAUGACAUUUCGGAAUGUCAUGGAAGCAAACUUUAAUUCCAUUUACCGGCGCUGUCUGGUAUGGAAUCCCAAGCCGAUCUUCGUCGAAGACACAGCCUUCGGCGCAGCUUACCCAGAUCCGGAAGCCGAUGGUAGUUUCAGAAAAGAUUCUUCUCAGCGCAGUUUUCUGGGAAGUGGCCCUGCCAUUGCCGCCGCGUUGGAACAACAGCAUGGUUUUGAGUUUCAUCCAGCUGUGUUCAUCGGCCUCAAUGACGAAUCCCCGCAAGUGCAUCCGCAGCAGCCGACCCGCGUCUGUUCGCGCUGCCCAAGCCCGCUGCUGGAAUACGUUGGAGGCAGCAGGAGAGCUGACGACGGUGACUCGCAGUCGUCCUUCAAUGCUCGCCUGGAUGCAGAACUAGCGGAGAUGGACGUGGCAGAGUCACCCGAGGACAGGGCAGAGCAGAAGCGUGAAACGUUGGCGCUGGCACUGACUGAGAAUGCUUCGGAAGAUCAGAGUGAUCUCGCCUUGGCGAGUGUUGCGGAAGCUGCAACCGGCCUGCCUGCGGAGGCUAUCGGUUUUGCCAAAAGAAGGCGCCUCAUGCCUGGAGCCUCCACCUCUAGCCAAGAAUUUCAGGAUUUAUUCGAUCUCACAGUCGCGGCGUGUUCGUCGUCCUUGACUGCAUGUCCUACUGUAGACGAGCACCAACCAGUGGCGUCCGUCAGAGAGCAGGCCAAGAAACAAAUUGCAUAUGUUCGUCUCAGGCAGUCGACAUGGCCGGAGGACAUGGUGCGUUUGACGGCUGCUGCUAUCAACGUGUAUAGAACUCGCCUCACUGACAUUUUCGUUCGAGAUUUUGUUGGUCUCGUUUGGAUUAUUGAAGGCGACAGGUACAUUCGUGCCCAUCGUGGUGUAUGUUUCUUAUACCACAGCGACGGCUCUUUCGAUCCCUACAGCGGCGUUCCGCCGGAAUCCACUUUUUACAGGCUGAAGAAAACUCUCCUGAGAUUAGAGGGCUUAUUUCGACUCAUGUCGCCAGCCACAGAGCGGUCGGACUCUGCAAUCGUCCGGGAGGUCGCCAGAGUGGUGUCAGUCUACAACAGCGUCGCCGAGUUUAUGGCACUUUGCGAAGACACAGCCGUGAUGGCAGAUACCUUCGGGACGCGCCGCAAGUCACGCCCCGAAGAAGAAGGAAAUCCUUCCCCUCACGCAGGUUGGCCCGAAAAAACAGCUUUCAUGCUUUCGAAAGUUUUGGCGCCGCUGCAGAAAGAUUUGCUGGAAGAGCGACGACUACUUCACUUCGUCAUCCAAUGGUGCGAUUCGCCUUCGAACAGAGCAAGUGGAUGUGCCUACCAGGACAUUUCGGUGCUUUAUGAUGUCACACCAGAAGAACACGUGCAGCUUGUGAAGCCGUCACCGAAGAACAACAUCUACGUUAGAAUUCCCCAUGCUCUACAAGCGUCAUUGCCAGAUCCUGUAUUGAAGAAUGCCAGGUCUAGACUUCAGAAAUUUUUGAAGGAGACCUUCUGGAGCAAUCAAGAGUAUUACAAGGCGACUCUCGCUGCAAUCGCCCUUGCAAAACGUGGAGAAAAUAUCGAUCGCUGCUUCAUUGGUGAAUCCUCAGGCGGCACUGGUCAAUCGCUGUUCAGCAGCCAUUUGGCGGCGGUGUACGGGCAUAACCACGCGUUUAUUGAUCCGAAUCUCUUUCAUAAUGAGGAGGAAAUGAGAAAGCAACUUGAGCAAUUUGCUCAUUGUUGGAUAAUUACAGCGCAGGAGGCUCCGGAAACCCAUCGGCAUUUUCAACAAGAUCUCUACAAGAAGUUUAUGUCCGCUGAUGACUUGGCAGGUAGGAAACCGUACGGCUUUGUGACGAAGAUGAUGCGCGUCACCGGCUUCAAACGGUUUGAAACCAACAAGAUCAUGACUUUCCGCAACGUCAUGGAAACCAAUUUCAAUUCCAUUUACCGGCGCUGUCUCGUGUGGAACCCCAAGCCGAUCUUCGUCGAAAACACCGACUUCGGUGCAGCGUACCCGGACCCGGAAGCCGAUGGUAUUUUUGUCAAAGAUCCUUCUCUGCGUAAUUUUCUGGAGAGUGGCCCUGCCAUUGCAGCCGCAUUGGAACAACAACAUGGUUUCGAGUCGCAUUACUCCCGGCAGGCAUGUUUUCAGAUGAUUGAAGACUAUGCCUUGAGCGGUCUCACCGAAAGAAAGAUGAGAGCCGCUUGUGGGCUGCGUGCUCCGGAGGAGCCUACAGUGGAGAAGCAGCAGAACAAUCUUGUGGCGAUUCUGAAGCAGAACGAUGAGGACGAGAAGACCAAUAUCCCGCAGACACGGCUUGAUAAGGCAAAUGCUGCAGCCGUGAAACAUUUCCUCGAAAUCAAAAAGCCAACGGUGAGCAAGCUUUGGUGGCAACGCUUUUCCAAAGCUAAGCUCAGUGCUGACAAAGAAGCAUUCGACGACCUGGUCAAGGAAAGCAUUUUUCUUCCAGUGGAUGCAAAACAGGAUGCAGAGAACUACAUUCCCACCAUACCUUGUCAGCAGAAGGCGCUGGAAGAUUUAUUCGUUGUCGGCUACGAUUCCAACACAACAGUGCUGCGUGAACGUUUGAAUGCCAGAAAGCUUUGGGAUGCAGUACAUAGUAAUCCUGCCCGAACGGCCAAUGCGGAGCUUCUACAGCAUUUUUUUUCGCAAGUGCUGGCAAGGUUGGACUCUGGUCGGGGUCGUCGAUCUACACAACUCAUGGAAUCUUUGUUGCGCUGGCGGAGCCUGUCGAAGAAGCUACGCAAGCAUGAAGAAUGUGCUCACGGAUUAUUGGAAGCGCUGGAAACGAAACUUUCCCAUGCAAGUCAGCAACCUCCUGAUGAGCGGGCUUCGGCAAUAUCGCCACAAGAGAAGCCUGUUCGUCGAGCUGUUAGGAAGAAGUCUUCGGCUGCACACGUUGAACAAUCAUUAGCAGGCCAAGCGGCAGCUUCCUCUGCAAGUGGUGCUCGAAGUGGAAAUCCUUUCGCUGGAACCGAGGAAGACCGCUUCGUCAGCUACGAUGUCACGUACAAAUACAAAUUGGCAGACGUGCGUACGCGCAGAUACGCCAGUUUCCAUUCUGCGCAGAAUUUGGGCAAAGCCUGGCAAACAAUUGCUUUGGAUCAAACGGUAGACCUGGACAUCGAGAACUGCUCCUUCACGUUGCUGUUACAGAUUUUAGACAAAUUGAAACCCAACCACGAGUGCUGGUCAGCAGUCAGGGAGACAUUGUCCCUUUGUUCGUCAGAAAGAAACAAAGUCAUUGAAGAAAAGCUGAAGCUGCCGUUGUCAGAAGGAAAGCAUCUUUUACAGAAAGUAUUCAACGGAGGCACACCUCCGGAAGAACUUGCCAAGAAUUUGUUCAUCGAGGACCUACAGCGAGCAAGUCUUUUCUGCCGCUGGGUCGCUGCAACGAUGCUGAAGAACACUGCUUGGCGUGACUUGCUGCAAAUGAAAGACAGACCAGACAUGUCGGUGUUGACAUACUUUUGGAACAUCGCGGAAGAUCUGGCUGUUGAGUCCUGGAUCCGGAAGGUGGAACCGCUGCAGAGCAAGCACAUGUCAUUGCAUUUCGAUGGCAUCAGGGUGGAUCGCGACAUCGCGCAGCCAGAUGUAGAAACUUUCUGCAGGAGUUGCAGCGACACGAUUUUCAAGGACACUGGCCUGGCUGUUCGUAUUCGUAUGAAACAGCACUAUACCUGCCAUGCCCUGUUGCAGCAGCUGGAGAACAGAAAACCAGUCGAGUGUCCUGAAUGUCUUCGCGCAGCGGGCAACGAAGUACGUGUGACUGACCUGACUGUCAGCUACACUUUUUCCGUUGUGGAUUUGGCACGCAUGCUAUCGGAAGCAACGGAUCGCAAAUACAUGAUCUUCUUUCACCUGAACCAGAAACCUGAGGAUCUUGACAGAGAUGCACAGGACAGCGAGUAUGACCUUCUGAUGGAAACUCUAGCAGGCGGAGACUCCGACGAUGAGUUCGUUCAGGACCUAGCUUUGCCUAUUGUGGAGGAGAAGGAGCAAGAUGAAGACAUGUUGGAGGAUGACGAGAGCGUAACGAGAGUGGGUGACAGACUUCUAGGAUUUCUUCGUGACGAAGUUGCUGCUUUUCUGAACAAGAAACCUGCGCAAGUUGCUGAUGAGGUUCGAAAGAAUGGGAAGGCAUGGUGUCCCUUUUGUCCGCUUCGGUGCUGGGACAAGACUCGACACGGUCGUGUUACGGCACAUGUGCGAGAAUACCAUUCGGCAAGGAAGCAAUUCGUGGCCAGUGGCACGAAGCAACUGAAGGUUAUCAUCGCACUCCACGACGAUGAUCAGUGUCGGCGGCAGCCUGCCGGAAAUUACUUGCGCCGCAGUGCUACUCUGCUGUCCCAAUCCCUGGAUGAUACAAUUUCGACGCAGCACGUGCUCCUGGACAAGAAGAUAAGACUUGUUUUGACGCAGGUCUAUGCUCUUCAUGCUCGACUGUUGGCAAUCUUUCCGGGUGCGACAAGCAGCCUUUUGCCGCGCCACGCAAAUCACUGGUGGCCAAUGAUCGAAGACAUCUUCCUGUCGGACCGCGUCCGCAGCUUCGAACGGAAGCUCGAAACCGAGCUGGUGCAGCAUCAAGAAUUCGAAGUCAUCAGCAUGGAUGCGACACUACGUUGCUGCUUGCCCGUUAUGGGACAGGCACAUCCGCGAGCAAGCAGAGAAGUGAAAUCACAAGCAGUGUUUCAUGGAGACAGCGCGCUGACUCGAGUAGUUACAUGCAGAGGGCGCACCAAUGCAGUGCUCAUGUUGGCUGCGACCACGACGGAUGAAACAGAUAUCUUGGUGAAGGCUAUGGCCGAGAAAUUACCAACAGCUGGGCUUCAACAAGUGCGAUGCAUGAGUGUGGACAAUCCUUCCGCCAAAUUGUGGAAAGGCUUGCGUUGCAUUUGCCCAAACCUGCAGAUUCUGUGCCUCGACCCUGUACAUCUCGCGAUGACAUGCGAGUAUGCAUCUAGUCGGAAGCGUACGGCAAUGUCAAGGACCUUGCGUGCAAUAUUGCAGAAGUUAUCUGUGCACAGCUCACACUGCACCGAAAACACGUGGGGCACUUUUUUCCGAGGCGAGAACUGCAAGCCUCUAACACAUGCGGAGGAAAGGGCUCGUUUACAAAUUGAGGAUCGCAGCAUGCCGCUAAGGAAAGCUGCAGCUAUCCUCGACAAUUUGAAUGCGUCCGUUCCCUUUUUCGAACGGUCUGAGUGGUCCCUGUCGCUGGCUGCUUUGGCAGCUGUGUAUCGGCAAGACAUGGACCGUGUGGUGCCGGGCCCGAACCGGAAGGUAUACCAACUUCUUCAUUCGGCUGCCGCAGCAGCACGAACGGAGUGGUAUUUUAACAACCUUCGUGCUCGACACAUGAUUGCUACCAGCAGAUUGAGUCUGCUCCCUGUCGGCACAACAUCGAAUGAAUCACUACAUCACGAAAUCAACAAUUUUUUCAGAGAAACACAAAAAAUCCACAAGACGACCUUGUCGCUGAAGCUCAAGAUUCUACAGCUUUCCAAACAAAUGACACACAAUGCUGCGCUGUACCACGAAACUACUCGGCAGAUGGCCGAAGCAGAAGUUCUAGCUCGCACAUCGUCCAGAGAGAUGUGGAGCUCAGAGCAGUGGCAAGCAUGGUGCGACGAGCUCCAGGAUGACGCUCGGAUCAAGAAGGCGUCUUUGAAAUUGCAUCCCCAGAGAGAGGACGAGCGUGCCACGGUUCGAGCAGGGGUUCUGAAGAGACCGGCAGUUAAUGUAGCUGAUGCUUCACCAAAGAGACGGCGAACGCCGCACACUUUGGAACGGCAGGAUGGCCUUCGUCGUGCAGGUGUUCGCGGCCGAACACCGGCUACGUAA
Symbiodinium sp. CCMP2592 is the source of this 14823-nucleotide messenger RNA. The record is from the annotation of a GenBank genome assembly. NCBI's taxonomy places the organism in Eukaryota, Dinophyceae, Suessiales, Symbiodiniaceae.